AUGGCAAACACAGUAAAGAAGCCGUGGAUCCUCGCCAUCUCACACAACCAUAAGCCAUAUGUAGAUGGUAUCUUCGAACCACCCAUGUCCGAACUUCGGCCAAAAGCCGACUUCUUGAGAGCCGAGAACGCAGAGCAAACAGAGCGCUUACUCUCACGACACCCAACCUCGGCAGCUACCCUCAUAACCGAUGAAGGACUGACUGGGGAUCAAAACACCCAUGUUUGGCACGCCGUCCUUUCAUAUAUGCGUGGAGGUGGGACGACGAUAGUCAAGGGUAGCUUUUCCAGCUUUGUCCUACCCCUGAAUAUCAGGUCGUUCUUCGCGCAAGCAGGUUUAGGGUGGUGUUGCGCCUCAUACACUGGCGAGACAUUUGCGCUGAAUGACGAAGCGGUGGACAGUGGUUUGGGAGCAAGGAUCUUUCCGCGAUACAGCACAAAGGCUCUAUUCGUGAACUAUGUCGCAUGA
Molecule: messenger RNA, 468 nt
Organism: Fusarium verticillioides 7600
Lineage: Eukaryota; Fungi; Ascomycota; Sordariomycetes; Hypocreales; Nectriaceae
Exons: 1
Coding region: 1-468 (155 amino acids)
Source: RefSeq, a predicted model, not a curated record